CCCACCGCCCACCGCCCCCAUGGCCACGCCGCCGGCCGGCCCCGGCAGGGACGAGCCGGGGGAGCAGGAGGACCCGGCCCCCGGGAGGGGCCCGCGGCGGACCCCGGAGGAGGAGGAGGACGACGACGACGACGACGGCGGGGGGGAGGAGGAGGAGGAGGAGGAAGAGAGCGGCCCGAGGGAGCGGGACGGGGCCCAGCGGGCGCGGGACCGGCCCGCCGAGGAACAUCCUCCCGUUGCCAUGGCGACUGCAUCUCCAGGUGAGGCAGGUGCCCGCGGCAUCCCGGCCCGCCCUACUGACUCACCACCGGAUGGAGGAGGGGGAGCCUUCUACACAUCCCUGAUCGCCGACGUCCACGCUCCGUCCCAGCGGGACUCCUACGGGCCUGGGACGGAGCUGGCGGAAAGCGGCCGCAGUCCCUGCCCGGCAAACCUGGAAGGGCUGGGGGAGUCCACUCGGCAAGGCCCAGCGGAGCCCGAGGCCCCCGGCCCGUUCAGCUCCGACUCGGGCGUCGAGAUGACGCCCGCGGAGUCGGCUGAGGUCGGUAAGACCUGGGAACGCCCCCUGGAGCAGACGAAAGCCGAAGCUGGUAAAUACAUCGACAUCCGAAGGCCCGACGAGCCCCGACCCCAAGAAUCCUGGGCCCCCGACCCGGGCCCGGUGCCCGUGGGCUCUGAGGACCGGGGUCCAGGAGCGCCCGCGAAGUCCGGAGGUGCUUCUCCGGAGGUCAGAGGGCAUCUGUUCGAGGAUUCGACGUUCGCUCCCUACAUCGACGACGGAACCGAGGACCAGGUGGGGGCCUCGGAGGUCACCGCGCCCAUCACCAUCACCCUGACGGAGGUCGGGUCCACGUGGCUGCCUGCGGCCCAAGCGGAGACGCCCGAGGAAGAAGACGAAGGCCUGAAACCCAGCAGCGAGACAGUCCCCAAGGUCACCGUGUCAGAGCCAGAAGAUGACAGCCCGGGAUCGGUCACGCCUCCGUCUUCCGGGACAGAUCCGUCAGGCUCAGAAUCCCAAGGCAAAUGCAGCUUCUCCGAGGAUGAGCUGGUCAGCGCCAUCAAGGAAGCCCGGGGCUUUUCCUUCGAGAUCCCCGAAGGCCCCGACAGACCGGAGUCCAGGGCCAGGUCGGUGCUCCCUCCCGUCCCGGCCACCCCGGAGCCCGAGGCCAGCAGCGCCGAGUCCGGCGAUUCGGAGAUCGAGCUGGUCUCGGAAGACCCCCUGGCCUCGGAGGAGGCGCCGCUGCACUCCAGCUACGUGACCUUCAGCUCCACGGGCGGCCCCCCGCCUUCGCCGGCCUCCCCGUCCAUCCAGUACAGCAUCCUGCGGGAGGAGCGCGAGGCCGAGCUGGACAGCGAGCUCAUCAUCGAGUCCUGCGACGCCUCCUCGGCCUCGGAAGAGAGCCCCAAGCGGGAGCAGGACUCUCCGCCCGCGCGGCCGGUCUCCAUGGACAUCAUCCGGGAGGAGAACGGCCCCCAGACGGAGCCCGGCGGGGAACCCGCCGGCGGCCCAGGCCUCAGCGCCCAGGAGCUCAGGAUGAACCGGCAGAAUCUGAACGAAUCAACCUCCCUCCCGCAGGGCGCCUCGGCGGGUCCCCAGGCCCACCCUCCCCACGGCCCCGGAGGCGGGCUCCAAGAGUGGCCGGCGAAGGUGGAGCAGGAGCUGCUGGUGGACCCCACCCCCGCUGGCCAAAGCAAACUCUCUUCCCAGGCCCUGGGGCCACGAAGCCCUCUGGCGUCGGUUCCCGACCUGCCGUUUUUAAGUAGGCAGACAGCUAUCGACCUGCUGUAUUGGCGCGACAUUAAGCAGACGGGGAUCGUGUUCGGAAGCUUCCUGCUGCUGCUCUUCUCCCUGACGCAGUUCAGCGUGGUCAGCGUCGUGGCCUACCUGGCCCUGGCUGCGCUCUCCGCCACCAUCAGCUUCAGAAUCUACAAGUCGGUCCUACAGGCCGUGCAGAAAACGGAUGAAGGCCACCCGUUCAAAGCCUACUUGGAGCUGGAGAUUUCUCUCUCCCAAGACCAGAUCCAGAAGUACACGGACUGCCUGCAGUUGUACGUCAACAGCACCGUGAAGGAACUGAGAAGACUCUUCCUGGUCCAGGACCUUGUGGAUUCCUUAAAAUUUGCAGUGCUGAUGUGGCUGCUGACCUAUGUGGGGGCUCUCUUCAAUGGCCUGACGCUGCUCAUCAUGGCUGUGGUGUCUGUGUUUACCCUGCCGGUAGUGUACGUCAAGCACCAGGCUCAGGUGGAUCAAUAUUUGGGGCUCGUGAGGACUCACAUCAAUGCUGUCGUGGGGAAGAUUCAGGCUAAAAUCCCAGGAGCCAAAAGGCAGGCAGAGUAAACCGGACCGUCAGACUGGUAAAAGAACCAGCGACCCCGCAGCGGUCUCUGUUUGUAAAUUGGUUGUGCCGUUCUUUCUCUCCUACUCUAUGAUCGUAGAAACAUAACGUCAGGGGCCGCUGUUUUUUAGGCUGCUCCCGCCCCCUUAGAAGCCUUGCAAUCCCUUGUGUCAAGCACUAAAGUAGUAAAGAGAAAAAAGUGUACUAGAUGUGGUUUUCAUUUUGUGUUGCUUCUGAAGUGCAUGAUGGCGAGAGCCCCAAUACCAUUUCUUUAUGUUCCUCCUUUCCCUCUUGGCAGCGCUUAGUAACCGGUCCAAUCCCCCGAGGCUUGGUCUUUCUCGCUUAGUGCACUGAUGCAAUAGUGAAAAUUGCUUCUAUGUCACUGAGGUGCUGGCUAGUCCUCUUUGAUAACUUUAUCUAGACUUGUAGCCUGCUGUUUAGUGUUUUCCCGCGCGCACAAACACACACACACACCCCACGAAGAUGAACAGCACUCCGAAACUCUCUGUUUUGUAUAACUUGGAGGAAAAAAAACCAAGAGACAAACGUAACAAGCUCCCAGCACUUUGCUGUACUGGACCGACAGGCUGAUUUCCAGGUAUGGUAACUAGAGCGCCUGGCUUGUUAACUUUAUUACCAUUUGUAUUCCUUUCUCUGUAGUUCUUAAUGGACUUAAUUAUGGACUCUGAAUAUUUGCACUUAUGUACUUGAUACCGAAUGCAGAAAUAAAUGUUACUAAAUGUA
Ornithorhynchus anatinus (platypus) is the source of this 3080-nucleotide messenger RNA. It is a transcript of the gene RTN1, whose product is annotated as reticulon 1. The coding region runs from base 20 to 2338 and encodes 772 amino acids. NCBI's taxonomy places the organism in Eukaryota, Metazoa, Chordata, Mammalia, Monotremata, Ornithorhynchidae. The transcript has 9 exons. The record is from RefSeq and is a predicted model, not a curated record. Gene Ontology annotation, biological process: brain development; endoplasmic reticulum tubular network formation; neuron differentiation. Gene Ontology annotation, cellular component: neuron projection; postsynaptic density.